AUGGAAACAGCCAGAAACACUCAAAUUACACUGAAAUUCCCACCCCUUGACAGAAGUCAGAAGGUGAAAAAUUAUGAUCGUCCUGAUGUUCUGCAUGACACCUUUAAAACUCUGUCAGCCCUCCAUAAGCUGCUGCCAAGUCGUCUGACAGACGUGCUCUACUCCUACAAAAGUGAAGAGGACAAAAGAAAAUGUAGGGAUUCUGAACUAUCUGGCUUAGAAAGGAUGUUAGCAAGACAGCAGUUGCUCGAAGAGAUUCACCUGACUCCAAAGCCAAGCAGUCAGCUCAUAUGGAAAAGAAGAGCCAACGACAAUGCAAGUCAUGGGUGGAAGAGAUGCCGAUUAUGGAGAAAAGCCAUAAAGGAGCCUCCAAUGUCAACUGUAGUUGUAAGAUGGCUGAAGAGGAACCUGCAGCCCACAGAGGAUAUCCAGUCUGUCAUCCAGAAGCUGUCAGUGUUCGGCCCCAUCCAGUCAUUCACGCACUGCGGCCGACAGAGUGCUGUGGUGGUAUUUAAAGACGUGACCUCAGCGUGCAAUGCUGUGAAUGCCUUUUCGAGCAGGAGCCCAGGCAACAGCAAUUCAGUUCAGUGUUCCUGGCAACAGCAAUUCAUGUCAAAGGAUGUAAGGUUCCUAUGCAAAUCCUUACAGCUUACUCUACAGAAUUCUUUCCCCCAUCAGGUUAAGUACCAUUGUCACAAGAGAGAUGUUAGCACUGAAAAAGGCACAAUUGAAGUUUAUUUAGUUCAAGCAUUAGUGAUCAGAGUUGUAUCACACCACUUUCUUAGAUGCCCUUGA
This is a messenger RNA of Chrysochloris asiatica (Cape golden mole), 795 nucleotides long. RefSeq names its product chromosome unknown open reading frame, human C6orf201 (gene CUNH6orf201). Gene Ontology annotation, molecular function: nucleic acid binding. NCBI's taxonomy places the organism in Eukaryota, Metazoa, Chordata, Mammalia, Afrosoricida, Chrysochloridae. The record is from RefSeq and is a predicted model, not a curated record.